AUGGGCAAACAGUUUGACGGGUUUGAGCCGAAUCUGAAUUUUCGACGUUUUCACUCGGGUUCAAGGCUUCAAGUGACACAUCAUCUCCUAAGCUUGCAAAGACACAGCGAGAUUACGUGUCGUACGAAAUCCCUCGACAACGUCAUCCACAAUCCAUUUCCUGGAGUUUUCGGGGAUAUUGUUCCUUGUACUUAUCACCGUCACUUAAUGGCCGAUCUUGCACCCCCGAAAGGUGGACUUCCUCCUCCACCUGCCAGCCUUCAUUCCUCAAACCAGCCAGGCACACCUGACAGUCAGUUGGGGAAGAUGACAGAGAGCAUUGACAAGGGUGCAAUAUGGGUUGCACAUAUAAAGACCCUCUCUGAGGCUAUAAUCGCUCACUCCGAAUACUUGGAUUCUUGGAGACACCAUCGCAAAUAUACACACCUCACGAUGUUAUGGCGAUUUUCAGACAUCUCGGAUGAGGACAAAACUUGUGUCACCAUGCAGGUUAACCACUUUGCAAAACAGAGUGAAGAGAAGAAGACUCAGCUCAGUGCUGCCCUCUCCCAUUUAACUGAAUUGGAUUAUUGGCCAUUAUUCCCUAGUAAAAUGAAGACUACUGCUACUGAGCUGAAGAGCAAUAUUACUGAAUUGUAUACUGCUCUUCAGAAGUUACAGGCCUCAUCUCUGACAGUUCAGCAGGUGACCCAGAGCCAGCUGAAGAGUCCCGAAGUGUUGAUUAAACAACUUCAGUCAUUGGAGACCUCGUUAGCAGGGCUCAAGAAUAGGAUGGAUGAUCAGUUCUUGACUCUCAAGGUUCGGGAGUUGGAACAGAAGCUUGAAGUCACUGGCAAAAAAGUGGAAGAGAUAAGAAGGGAAGUUGCUGAAGUUAUCGCAGGAUGGAGUGUAAUGGCUGCUGAGAAUGCAGAAUUGCGACAUGGGAAUGUGCAACUAAAGAAUGAGAUUGCAGUUUUGGUCAGGCAACAACAAAAACACCAAGAAGCAAUAACUGCUAGCAGGCAGGAGAUCAUUUCCUUGCAUGAAGCCGUCAAAGCCGCUUUGAUGCAGCCACAUGGCCUGUCUUCAACCAUUUUAGUGCCUCCCUUUGAAUUGGAUACAGCAUCACUAGUGGAAGCUGUCAAACCAGUUAUUCUACAGUCUCUUCAUGAAGACAUUUGGCUACUUCUGGAAGAUGCAAAGAAUAAUAUGCAGAAUUUGUUACAAGAACAAAAUUCCCAGAUGUAUGUGACGGUCCUGUCUAAGAUGGCAACCACAGUCAAAAUAGUUGAGUUUUUGGCCACUUGGAUGGAUCAUCUUCCUAGACAGGUAAAAUAG
Messenger RNA from Sparassis crispa, 1317 nucleotides. RefSeq lists its product as hypothetical. The coding region runs from base 1 to 1317 and encodes 438 amino acids. NCBI's taxonomy places the organism in Eukaryota, Fungi, Basidiomycota, Agaricomycetes, Polyporales, Sparassidaceae. The record is from RefSeq and is a predicted model, not a curated record. The transcript is spliced from 8 exons.